AUGUCUCUCAGCAAGAAUGAGAUAAUAAACCUUGAUGUUGGAUUCACAGAGCAGAGACUUGACUCUCUGUACUCUGAUCUUGGACUCUUAAGGGAGCAGAAUGAAAUUGGAUAUGAGUUCAACCUCAAAGCUUGGAAACGCUUAAUUAUACACUUGAUGGAUAAUGGCUAUUUUGACCAAAAAAUUGUGAUUAACGGCAAAAAAUUGGAAGAAAAAGUGACCAUUCCAGGAUAUCUCAAGCCACGCCUUGAUCUGGUAAUCAACGAACUGUACAAGGAUGGAGAACUAGUAAGAUUGGAUGACUUCAAGAACUCACUUAACGGUGGUAGCUUGUUUCUACCUAUUUUCCAGUGGAUCAGUAACCGGAGUUUUAACAGUGGAGAUUCAAAUCAUAGGCUUAAGGAUAUUGACUACUUGGACUUCGAGCAGUUAAAAAAGUAUACUGAAAACGUAGCAAGCUUACUAGAGAAACACAGAGAUCACUAUACCGAUAGAGUGGUUCACAAGGACUCGCUAGUCCAGAGAUUCAGCCAUAAAUUUUGUAAAGAAGAUUUCGAAUUGAUACUUCUUUUUUUGAGCAAAGAAAAGAAACUUCUGCAAAUUGAAGGUGAGGUGGUAAAGUUUGGAGAUACUCCAAUUGAUGAAUCUGAUAUAGCUAUAGUGUCUCUGAAAAAAAGUGCUGAUCAAAUGGAAACUGAAUUAAACUAUCUUAAUGAAAGAUUGGAAGUCACAACUACUAAUGCGAAAACAUAUUUGAAAAAUGGUAACAAAAUCAUGGCCAAAUCUUGCUUGAAAAUCAAAAAACUGGUGGAGUUGAACAUAGAACGAACUAGUAGCAAUUUCUACAAAGUUUCCGAACUACUCAAUAGUAUUAAUCAUGCGAAGAAUAACUUGGCUGUUGUCAAUACCUUAGAGUCAAGCCAUUAUAUAUUGAAACAGCUCAACGGAGAAGUCGGUGAAUUGAACCACGUUCAUGAGUUGAUGGAGGCUAUUAGCAACGAGACAGCCAAGGUUGAUCAAGUAUCUGAACUUUUGGGAGAGGCUUCUAAUGAUGUUGACAUUGAUGACGAAUAUGAGAAACUACUGAAAGAACAGACAGAAAAGGAUAACCUUGAGGACGAGCGUUUGACUGAAAGAUUGAAGAACCUAAAAACUUCAGAGAGUCAAGAGAAAGAGAAAACGAAACAGCCGGUAGACCAGCCAGAGAGAUACAACCAAAAGAUUCUCAAUUAG
Messenger RNA from Komagataella phaffii GS115, 1233 nucleotides. RefSeq lists its product as hypothetical. Bases 1 to 1233 code for a protein of 410 amino acids. The transcript has a single exon. Gene Ontology annotation, biological process: late endosome to vacuole transport via multivesicular body sorting pathway; vesicle budding from membrane. Gene Ontology annotation, cellular component: multivesicular body. NCBI's taxonomy places the organism in Eukaryota, Fungi, Ascomycota, Pichiomycetes, Pichiales, Pichiaceae. The record is from RefSeq and is a predicted model, not a curated record.